AUGGUUGUUGCCAAUCAUAUCGUAAACAGUAUUGCUAUAUAUAUUGGAUAUAACAACGGUACGUUUUCAAGUUCAAUCGAGUAUUCAACUGGUACUGGGUCCACUCCGUUCAUGGUUGCUGUUGGACAUUUCAACAAUGAUGGUCAAUUAGAUAUCGCAGUUGCUAAUUUUGGAAGUAAUAACGUCGGUAUAUUUCUUGGAUUUGGAAAUAGUUCUUUCGCCAGCCAAAAAGAGAUUUCAAUUGGCUCUUCUCGUCCGAUUUCGCUUGGCGUAGCUGACUUCAACAAUGACACAUUACUUGAUAUUGUCACCGCUAAUUAUGGAACACAUAGUAUAAGUAUACUCCAUGGGUAUGGGAAUGGAAAUUUUUCGGCUCCAACUACAUAUUCGACAGGCUAUGACUCUUUUCCAUCGUCAUUGAUCGUUGGAAAUUUUAAUAAUGACAAUUAUUUAGACCUCGCCAUUGCCAACUAUGGCACGAACAAUGUUGGUAUACUUCUUGGAAAUGAUAACGGCACUUUUUCAAGCCAAAUAACAUUUUCAACUAGCUUUGGUUCUCAUCCAUACUCAAUCGCUGCUGGCUAUUUCAAUAACGACGCCUUUCUCGAUAUCGCUGUUGCUCAUUAUGGAAUUAAUAAAAUAGGAGUGUUUCUAAGCAAUGGCAACGCAACUUUUGCAAGUCAAGCUAUCUAUUCCAUCGAUUCUGCUUCUCCAUACUCGAUUGGAGUUGGCGACUUCAAUCAGGACAAUCAGCUGGAUUUAGUUGUCACUAACAACGGUAUUAACAAUGUAGCCGUGCUUCUCGGUAAUGCAGAUGGGACUUUUGAAAAUUCAAUAAUGUAUUCCACUGGAGCUUCUUCUUCGAUAUCAUUCGCCAUUGAAGAUUUCAGCAAAGACAAUCGGCUAGAUAUUAUCGUUGUUAGUAAUGACACUGGUGCCAUAGAUAUCCUUCUGGGUUAUU
This is a messenger RNA of Rotaria sp. Silwood2, 961 nucleotides long. The record is from the annotation of a GenBank genome assembly. NCBI's taxonomy places the organism in Eukaryota, Metazoa, Rotifera, Eurotatoria, Philodinida, Philodinidae.